AUGUUUCAGAUUCUUCUGCUUCUAGGAUCACUUUUGCUUCAUAAACAAGCAUCACUAGCUGCUCCUCUGGGGAAGGGCAAUUGCACCCUAACAUGUGGUGGCGUCGCCAUUCCCUUCCCCUUCGGGAUUGGAACCGGGUGUUUCCAGGACGAGUGGUACGAGAUCGUCUGCCAGGAAAGCAGCAAUGGCACCGUCCCAAUACUGAAAAAGCCCAACUUGAGGGUGCUCAACAUUUCACUACCCGAUUCCUAUGGCAAAACAAUCGGCAUGGUCAACGUCGUUCUUCCUAUAAUCUACUCGCCCAAUAUGAGCUGCGGGGGCAAAGGAAGCUUCACGCCUGUGAGCUUGAAAGGAAGCCAAUUCGUCUUUUCCCAGUCGAGGAACGUCUUUGCAGCUGUUGGUUGCAACAUAUCUGCUCUGAUAAGGGACACGAAGUCCGUUAUCAAAGGUUGCCAGUCCAGUUGCGAAGCAGACAACAACGUUGUUAGGAAGACUUGUUCAGGCAGCAAUGGAUGCUGCCAAACCACAAUUCCCUCGAAUCUUCAAGAUUUUACCGUCACUUUCCAGGCUGAGGAAAAAACAGCAGGAGACAAUGGAUGCAAUUAUGCCUUCUUUGGAGAUAGGUCGCAGUUUAUACCUUCAACUAUGGACUUCAAUGAGUUGAGGGCAAGCGGGCAAUAUGCAGCAGUGCUAGAAUGGAAGAUAGCUAACUCCUCAGGACCAGAGCUUUAUGAACAAAACUUCAUCUCUGAUGUUGAUGAAUGCCGAGAUUCGACCAAUUGGUGCCCUGACAGAAAGUGUGUGAACCGACUGGGUCACUAUGAUUGUGUAGAAGAAAGUGAGAAAAUCAAGUUUAUCCUCGUGGGUAUUGGAGCAGGCCUGGGGGCACUAACCUUGCUUCAAUUGUUAUGGCUGUCGCACAAGCUCAUGAAGUUUAGGAAAGAAAUCAAACUCAAAGAGAGGUACUUCAAACAGAAUGGGGGUCUCUUGUUGCAGCAACAACUGUGUUUGUCCAAGAGCAAUGUUGACAGGGACAAAUUGUUCAGUUCAAGGGAUUUGGAGAAGGCCACCGACAAUUUCAACAAGAACAGAAUACUCGGCCAAGGUGGGCAAGGAACUGUCUACAAGGGGAUGCUCGCAGAUGGAGGAAUUGUCGCCAUUAAGAAGUUGGAGGCGAUCUAUAUGGGAAAAGUUGAACAGUUCAUCAACGCGAAUGCCAUUCUCUUGCAGAUCAACCACAGGAACAUUGUUAAGCUAUUGAGGUGCUGCUUGGAAACAGAGUCACCACUUUUGGUGUACGAAUUCAUAUCGAAUGGAACUCUUUUCCAGAAUUUACAUGACAAUAUAGUAACGUGGGAUAUGCGCCUUCGAAUUGCUACUGAAGUGGCAAGAGCCUUGUCAUGCCUACAUUCUCCAGCAUCAAUCCCAACCUAUCAUUGGGGCAUCAAAUCUACUAAUAUUCUCUUGGACGACAAGUACUGCACAAAAGUGGCUGCCUUUGCAACUUCCAAGUCAGUUUUGGUUGACAAAACUGAUGCGACUACAAGAGUCCAAGGGACAUUUGGAUACUUAGAUCCUGAGUAUCUUCAAUCAGAUCAGUUCACAGAUAAGAGCGAUAUGUACAGCUUCGGUUUGAUCCUUGUCGAACUCUUGACGGGGCAAGAGCCAAUGGCAUUUCUUGGAGAUGACAAGGAGAUAAACCUCGCAAGCUAUUUUCUCCUCUUGAUGAGCGAGAACCGCCUAUUCGACACCGUGGACACUCGAGUUUUGAAGCAAGGUGAGAAAGAAGGGAUUGUCCCCUUUGCUAACCUUGCGAGAAGGUGCUUGAAGUCACAUGGGAAGAUGCGACAUACGAUGAAAGAAGUGGAAAUUGAACUGGAUUUAGAAUGCUGGAAAACCCUGCCACCAAGCAUGGUCGUACCCAAGAGGAGUAAGUAG
Messenger RNA from Eucalyptus grandis, 1938 nucleotides. RefSeq names its product wall-associated receptor kinase-like 1. The record is from RefSeq and is a predicted model, not a curated record. Gene Ontology annotation, biological process: cell surface receptor signaling pathway; protein phosphorylation. The transcript has 3 exons. The coding region runs from base 1 to 1938 and encodes 645 amino acids. Gene Ontology annotation, molecular function: protein serine/threonine kinase activity; polysaccharide binding; ATP binding. Gene Ontology annotation, cellular component: plasma membrane. Lineage: Eukaryota; Viridiplantae; Streptophyta; Magnoliopsida; Myrtales; Myrtaceae.